UGUAAACAUAACAGGUUGAACUUUAUGAAUACUUCAAAGUUAAUGUAUUUUUACUUUUUAGUUCAUUUGAAUAUUAGAAAUUUUAAUAUUGUGUAGGUUUGAAAAUAAGAAAAUGGACCAAUGCCAAAUUGAUGGUAAUGAUGAACUCAAGAUACCUAAUGAUGGUCAUCAUGAAACUAAUAUGAAGUAAGUUACAUGUUAAUUAAUUACUUUUUAUACCUACUAUUGUUUUAUGCAAUAUAUAUAAAAGUGUGAUUUGCAACAGUUAUAGUAUUUAUGAAUGGUAAUUGAUCUAUAUACAGCGUAUUUUAAAAUAUUUAGACUGUUUUUUUGAUGACAUCUAUAAAUACCUUAUAACCUCAUUAAUCCGGAAUCCAGUUAACUAGAAUUCGCAGUUUGUGUCGUAGACCAAAGUAAACUUGAAAACAAGUUCCACAAAUUUCUCUUAAAUGCAUGUUAUCGCGAUUAUUAUUUAUAAAUUAUAUGUAUUAAAAUACAUAUUCUAUAACACAUACAAAAUUUUUUUUAGUUGUUGAAGCCAAUAAACUUAAAGUAAAAAAUAAAAUACAUGGUGUUUCGUUAUUUUAUUUAAUCUGGGCUUUCGUUAAUUUGGACCAAUUUGGACUGAGCUCCAAUCAGUCCAGAUUAAUGACGUUCUACUAUAUGAUCAAAAUAUUUGUGACAUUAAAAUUAAUGGUGCUACAAAAUUAAUAAAUGAGAAUGAGUUUUAGAAGAUUGAUAAAUAUAUUCUGUUCACUUAAAUACAAAUAAUUUUUUUGAUUUUGCUAUAUUUUUAAAGUGUGUCAAAUUUAUUAUUUUUUAAAUUUCUUAUCACCAAAAAUAAAUUAUUGAUAGAUCUCAUAUAACAAGAGUACUUGGUUUAUUUAUAUAAUAUGUAUAUUAUAUGUUAUAAUUAUUACUAUUAUUAACUAUUUGUAUUGUCUAUACAUACAUAUAUAGCUUUUCAAAUUAUUUUUCAGGUCAAUCAAACACAUAAGUAUUAAAAAGGUAAGAUGAAAUAAUAAUUAAAUAAUUAAAUAUUUUUCUAAUAACUAAUAAAAUUGACUAUAAACAUUAUAUAUUUUUACUGUGUAGAAUUUAACUGAGGCAGAUCAUCGUACCCCAAAACGUAAAAAUGACAUUUCUAAUUUAAAUACUUUGAAGAAGAAAAAAAAAUAUGAGACUGCUUUGGCUGCAGUUUUUCCAGAAAAUGACCAAUCAUACUUGCAAUAUGCUCAAGGUAUUAAAAUUCUAUUAUUAAUUGGAUUAUUAUAUUGUAUAAUAUAAUUUAUUUUUUUCUCAUAGAUUAUGCUGAAGGAUAUAUGAAAAAAUUACGAGAAAAGUUAGAUUCUGAAUCAUUUGAUCAAGCCAUCAAACUCUUAGCAUCUUUUGGUGAUGCAGAUGAUAGCAAUAUUAAUCUAUUAUAUCAACAAAUAAAAGAAGUUUUUACUGAUAAAAAUGAAGAUUUGAUAUAUGAAUUUUUAGGAUUUUUACUACCAGGACAAGCAUUAUCAAUUGGCAAAUUUACGGAUUAUUUAGAGUUAACUAGGAUAAAAGAAUUUAUAAGAAAAUUACAAGUAUAUAUUUUAUCUUUUCAAAUACUGAUCAGUUUAAUUUACGUUUAGUUUCAAUUAGGUUUGCAUGAAAAAACAACAAACUCAAGUUCGUAAAAUAUUAGAUAAUUUGUUCCAUUUAUCAAAAAAUGAAAAUGUUACUCCAUUAGAAGUACAUUCAGUUAUGCUUCCUUUAUUAAAAAGUAAUCCAAUUUUAGUCGAUUGUUUUUUUCAAUUAAUUCCUACAGAACAUCCUCCUGAAAGGUGCUAACCAUUAAGUUAUAUUACCUUAUUUUGUAAAUAUUGUUAUUUAGUAAAAUUUAUUUUAGUUUUUUUUCUGAUGAUAAUUGGGAAGACUUGGACGUUGACCAAAGUGUUAACUAUGGAAUAGACUAUGAAGAAAUAAUUCCAUCAGAUUCAGAAGAUCAUACUCUAUUAAAUAUAUGUCACUGUAUAUGUCACAGACUUGGAGAUAAUGCACACUGUAGAUCCUGCGGCCUGAAGGUAAAUAUUUAAUGUAAUAUGUUUUAAUAUUUAUAUUUAAUUAUUUCAGUUUUAUCAAAAUGUAUUUCUGCCAUACACCUGUUCAUUUUUUAUUUCUUUCUAAGUUUUCUAACAAACUAUUUAUCACUGAAUUCAAAAUUCAAGGUGUGUUAAAAAACAAAUGUGUCAUUUCAAUAUUUUUUUUUUAAAUAUACGUAUUAUAAUACAGUUCACAAAUUCUGUCUAGAAUUUUCAGCAUAACAAAAAUAAAAUAAAACACAUAUUUUCACUAAAUCUAUUUAACCAUCUAAUAGUAGGUAUUAUAAAUUUAUUUGCAAUAAAUAAAAACAUUAAAAAAUUAACUAAUAAAAUAAUAUACAUAGACCAUUUAGUAGAUAAUUUUCACUCGUAUAAGGUAAUAUAUAUAUAUAUAUAUAUAUUAUUUUUAAUUUUUUGUAAUACUAAUACGGAGAUUUAACAAUUAAUAACUGAAGUUGAAAAAUUACCAGUACUGUGGGCCACAUCUGAUAAAUUGUAUAAGUGAAAUCGCAACAUCUUUGUCAUCCAUUUCGAUGAAAACUGAUAAUGUCCCUAACUGUAUGUGACUGAAAAAACAGCAUCCGCCAAUAAAACUCUCACGUGACCUUACACUAAAUCUUAUAGAAAUUCUCUUAUCAAAGUAUUUAGUAAUCAUAUAGCUAUAUAAAACACUAGAGUAAGAAAUAUAUUAUAAUAUACCAUUUAAUAUAAUAGGUAUGCAAAUUUUUUUUUUAUUACUAUUGGAGAUGUUAUUGACGCAUCUUAUGCUUGUUAACUUAUUUACAGUUUCAUCUAAAUCUAUAUUUUGUGCAUUAUCCGAUUCCUCAUAGAUAAAAUUAACAUUAGUUCACUUAAUCUGGCAUCACUCACAUCAUCUUUUAUUAGAAGCUAUUGUGUUAAGUAAAGUGAAAAAUAUUGAAAGAAUUUUUGGAAAAUGCUGAAGAAAGUUUCUAUAAAAUAAUUAAUAAAAUAAAAUAAUUGUUUUAAUAAUAUAAUUGAAUUGCUCUAACAAAAAUGUUGCUAGUUGGAAUUUUAGUUUUAUUUAUAUUAAAAGAAAUAUGUAUGUGUAAUGAAAAUUUUCAGCUAAUAUUGAUUUUGAUAUAAAGAAUGUAAAAUGUUGAAAAUAUUGAACAGUUUUUGAUUUUUAUCACAAAAUUUGUUAUCAAAUAUUUAAUAUAUUAUGUUUUUAUUUUUAAUUCAAAAGGAAAAUAAAAUAUUAAUUUAAAAAUAGAUGUAAUAAAUGUAGACCAAUAAGACACAAUCCAUUCCACUAUUCAGACAAAACAAUAUGUAAAGCUGACCAAAUACUAUAAUUUUGGAUUAGUUGCACGUUCUAAAUGACAUCACUGUUCAAAAAGUCGAAAAGCAGUAGGAUUAAUUACAGGCUUCUGUGACUUCUCCCCGAAAACAUUUAUUUUUGAUAAUUCUUUAGAGCCCACUUUUAGUUUUGAUUUAACUAGUGUUUAUAUAAAAUAUGUUUUUAAUUUUCUUGUCGUAUGGCCGACAAACCCUAUAUUCCCAUCUCCAACCAGUAUUUUAUGAAAUCAACCUCCCAAUAUGUUAAUUUAUCAUGCAGAUCAUUUUGAUCUUGUAUCAUAUAUAGUGCAUUUUAACAGUUAUCUAUCAUUUUGUAUUUCUCCACCAUUACAUCAUGUGUUUUCAAUAAAACCUAAAGAACAAAAACUUUAAGAGAUUUUUAGGGAAUUGGAAAGGAUUUUUCUUUCAUCAUUUAUGCAAUGAUUAAGUAAUGAUUAUUACUAGUAUACAAUUUCAAAAAGUUUUUAUUGUCAACUUAUCAUAUUAACAAAUUCCUGACAAACCUGAACUUGGAUUUGAUUUUGAAUCUCCACAUUCUGCAUCAACUAUGUUGCCAUUUCGCUCAUCUCUACAUUUUAGUUAAACUUUCUGGCAUAAGUCAUGUAAAAUAUUGCAUUUCUUUGAUAACUGAGGUUUUGUCUACACAAUAAAAUCAAACAUCCUUUCUAACCCCUCUAAAAAUACCCAAUCAUGAAAAACAUUGGUUAUAUCAAAACAAAAUAGAUUAUUGAAAAUCUACAAAAAUAGAAAUGCUCAUAAGUUAGUCAUAUUAAUUCUACUGCUCUUUGAUGAAUUGUUAGUGCCCAGUUCAAACAGUCUCAUGCUAUUUUUUGAAAGUAGCAUGUAUACCUGUUUAUUUUUUUCAUUAUAUAAAUUUGUAUCUUAAUAUUUAUAAAUUGAAGACAAACGUGUUAUCAACAUUUACAAUAGAAAUAUACAAGUUUUUUAGAUGCCAAAUUUUUUAUUAAAUAUUGAUAUUGAUAUUUAUUUUUUGCUAUCAACCAUUAUAAUAUAAAUAUAAUAUAUAUAUAUAUAUAUAUAAUAAUAUUACAAUAAGUUAGAUACAUAGUUGCACAGCUGCUUUUUCAAAAGCAUAAUGCUUGUAAACAUCAUGUAUUGUUCUAUUUUAAACACCCUAUGUGUAAUUACAUACAAAAUACAUUUGUUUACCUUUAGUAUUACCUUAAAUGUUAUGUAUUUUUAUUUAAAAAUGGUAUAAUUUUGUAUAAAAUAUUAAUAUACACAUUUAUAUUUAGUUUUUUAAAGGUCGUAUUUACUUUGAUACGCCAGAAGGAUUGAAAUUAGCUAAAAUUAAUUUUGAAGGAGCUGAUCCAUCUAUUGUCCAAUCUAAAAUUGAUAAAACUAAAGAAAAUAUUACAACAAAGCAAAAAAAUAGAAAGAGUUUGAUUAAAAAUAAUUCUCCCAGUUCUGCAGAAGAUAUCAAAGGCAGCACGGGAACAGGUUUGUACUGAAAAAACUAUUAAUACAUAAUUCUGAAGAAUUUAUCUAUUUGUUUUAGAGUCCGAAGAAGAUCUAAUUGAUGUUAAACCAAAAAAACGACAAAAGUCUAAAGUAGUGCAGUCUUUAAAACUAAAAUUUAAGAAGGAAGGAAAUUCUAAAUGUAAAGAUGAUCAAGACCCAUAUAAUGAAUCCAUAAAGUCUAUAGUUCAUGUUAAUAAUGAAGAAUUGAAUAGCAGUGAGAUGGUAUUUUUUUGUAUCCCAAAAGCAGAAUCGAGCACAAAAAUUGUACCCAAAAAGAAAUUAAAAGUCGAUAUUAAAGAAAAUUGUAUCAAACAGGAACUAGAAACUAUGAAUCAGAUUAACUCAGAACCUUUUAGUUUCAAUAAUUAUAAUUCAGAUUUAUAUAAAAAAAAUAAUGAUAAUAAUACUGAAGACACUUUAGGUAUAAAUACUAAGAACAAUAUACUGAAUAAAACAAAAACCGAAAUUAAUUGCACAUCCCAAUCUACUAUUGAAAAUAUAAAAAAAGAAGACAUUAAAUCUGAGCAACAUCAAAUAGUAAAUAAUAUUAAUAUAGAAUUAACUAGUCAGUCAUUAAUAACUAAUAAUGACUUGUCUGUAAAUAGUAUUCUUUCCAUGCCUCAGAAAAAUUUAGAAGAAUCAUAUAAACAUAUAAUUAAGAAAGAAUUUAUUGAAUACUCAAAUAAUAGUAAUAUAAUCAAUAAGGAAUUAUGUCAUAACACUGAUAUUAAGUUAACAACUGAUAUCAAUAAAUCUGUACUUGAUGAAAGUGCAACAAUAAAAAAUAAAGCUAUUGAUAAUUUAUCCAAAUGUUAUUUAGAAGUAGAGAAACCAGAAAAUAUUACAUCUGAAAAACAGCUGGUUAAUAAAUGGACAAUUGAUGAAGAUAAAAUUAUUCUUCAAACCUGUAAAAGAGUUGAAGACAUUGAAGUUUUAUUGGAGACAAUCAAUAGACGAAUACCUCAAAGAUCGGUGUCGGAAGUAAAAUAUUUUUUUACAAUUUUUAUUUAAUAUUACUAAAUAAAAUAAUCAUCCUUAAUUUACAGAUUCAAGAAAGAUUUACAACUUUGAUGACUUUACUUGAACAGAUGAUUGAUGUAAAACAAAAUUAACAUUGUUAAAAAUGUAUUUAUUUAAUAAAUUAUUUUCUACAUAAAAAGAUUUAAAACCAAUUUUUAAUUUCAAUCUUCAUAUCCUGGUGGUCUUGGUAUUCUUUUAUUCUCAUAGUGUUCUAAAUUAACUUGUUCUAAAAGUUUCUGAUAUUCAGUUUCUAUUGUAACACUACCUCGGGGCUUCAUCUCAAUUCCUUGUUUCCGAAGUUCUUCUGGACUAAUAAGCUGAACCUUUCGAUAAUCAUAACGGAUCUGUGCAAAUUCUCUCAGGCCAAAUGAUCCUCCAAUGAUUAAUAAAAUAAAUGGUGCACCAAAACGAAGGAAUUUAUUUUUUAAAACGUUAUUCAUGAACUUUGAUAAAUAUAACAUUUCUAAGCAUUUUUUAUUUAAAUAAUAAAAUUUAAUUUAAAUUCUUAAAUUUUCAGAUUUUAUAAUUGAAUUGUAAUUCUAAUAUUAUAUAUAACUAACAAAACAUAAAUAAUUAAACAAAAAAAACGAAUGUUAAUUUAAUACUUUAUUUGAGUAUUUAACUCUGGGUUCAAUAGGUAUUUAAUUUAUAGAUAUAGUGUACGAUGAGGAAAUUCGUUAUCUACA
Messenger RNA from Cinara cedri, 6580 nucleotides. The record is from the annotation of a GenBank genome assembly. Lineage: Eukaryota; Metazoa; Arthropoda; Insecta; Hemiptera; Aphididae.